Molecule: messenger RNA, 849 nt
Organism: Linderina pennispora
Lineage: Eukaryota; Fungi; Kickxellomycota; Kickxellomycetes; Kickxellales; Kickxellaceae
Exons: 4
Coding region: 36-758 (240 amino acids)
Biological process (GO): proton motive force-driven ATP synthesis
Molecular function (GO): proton transmembrane transporter activity
Source: RefSeq, a predicted model, not a curated record
UUGAGACAGUCUAGAGAAAUAACUACAUUGUAACAAUGGCCCUCCGUCUUGCCUCGAAGAACCUUCCUGCUCUUGCCCAGCGUGCCGUCGCCAUGCGCGUCUCGCCGGCUGCCUUCAACGCCAUCAGGGCCUACUCCACCGAGAAGGAGGGACGUGUUGCCCCGGCUGACAAGGCCAACAGCAUCAUCGACAUGUUCCCUGGCGAGUCGCUGGUGGCCAAGACCGGCUACCUGGCCGGCGCCACCGGUCUGACGGCGCUUCUGAUCGCGAAGGAGAUCUACGUGGUCAACGAGGAGACGAUUCUGCUGGUCGCGUUUGGCUCGAUCCUGGCGGUGCUGUACAAGGUGAUCAAGGAGCCGUACAAGAGCUGGGCGGACUCGCAGCUGCAGGCGAUCCAGGACCUGCUUGUGAACGCGCGCAGCGAGCACAAGUCGGCGGUGCUGGAGCAGAUCGAGGCCAAGUCGAAGCUCAAGGACAUUGUGUCGUACACCAAGAGCCUGUUUGGCAUGUCCAAGGAGAUCGCGACGAUGAACGCCGAGGCGUUUGAGCUGCAGCAGAAGGUUGCGCUGAACAGCGAGAUCAAGUCGGUGCUGGACUCGUGGGUGCGCUACGAGAGCUCGGUGCGCGAGAACGAGCAGAAGGCGCUGGCCGAGAACGUCAUCAACAAGGUGCGCAGCCAGCUGGCCAGCCCCAAGACCCAGGACGAGAUCAUUGCUCAGUGCCUGCGCGACAUCCAGGCCAUUGCCAAGGCCAACUAAGACCUUUCAUUUUGUUUUCGUUUAACCUCAUACUAGCGAGCUGGCAAAGGUUUUUUGUUGUUUUUUACAUGAAAUCAGUGAAGCUCUUUGC